Molecule: messenger RNA, 912 nt
Organism: Capronia epimyces CBS 606.96
Lineage: Eukaryota; Fungi; Ascomycota; Eurotiomycetes; Chaetothyriales; Herpotrichiellaceae
Exons: 3
Coding region: 1-912 (303 amino acids)
Source: RefSeq, a predicted model, not a curated record
AUGUCCGCGGAUAAAAUGGAGAGCGUCUCACUCAUGAUUGCUGUGACAGUCUUUACCCCGAAGUCCGGCCGCCCGAAGCGAGUUGUGGGGCCCCAAGCUCUCAGGUCGUACGUGCCCAUGCUGGACCAUUCUCGAGGUCAUGCCGGUGGUAGCAGAGUUCUGGCUUCGCAACUGACGGAAGAAGGAAUUGGUCGAGCAACCUCGUUAUGUUUCUCACGAGAUGGUUGUUCUAAACUCGUGCUUGGGGACGCGUCUCUGUCAGAGCUCGAGGAAACCCGCAGCAUCAUCAAGCGCGAACAACCGAAUGCACAGGUCGAAAUCGUGAAUCUGGACAUCAGCGAUGAAGCCUCUGUGGACGCCUUCUAUGCUCGGGCGGUUGACAAUUUUGGCCGUGUCGAUUUCGCCGCCAAUAUUGCUGAUUACGAGCAUGCUGUGCAGCCGGUCACGGCCCUUGACGAAGAUGAUUACGAGAAAUCCUACACAGUCAAUCUACGAGGGAUCUUCUUAUGCCAGCGAGCAGCGCUCAGACAAAUGCUGAAGCAAGAAUCCCUCCCCGGGCUGGGACGAGGGAGCAUCGUGAACGUGGGUAGUCUAUCAUCUACCAGCCCAUUGGGAGGAUUGACGCUAUAUUCCGCCACCAAAGGGGGCGUCCUGGGAUUGACCAUAACGGAUGCAUUUGACUACGGCGCAAAGGCUAUCAGGCUCAACAUGGUUGCACCAGGACACACCAUCAACCCGACCCUCGAGUCCGCCGAUGACAAGUAUGUGUCCAAAACUGCCUUGAAACGCCACGGGGACCCCAAGGAUGUCGGCAAUGCGGUGGCUUGGUUGUCUUCUCCUAGGGCUUCAUAUGUGACAGGAAUCACAUUGACUGUUGAUGGUGGACUUCAUUUAACUACUGGGCCACCUUAG